UUAAAUUGCUCAUACGUUGAAUUUAAAUUUAAAUAUGGACUGAACAAGUUUAAAUCGCACAACUAAUAGGUCAAGUCCUUCGAAAGAGAGAAUUUCUUUGUCUUUGUCGAUGAGCGAUUCUAAAAAUUCAAACCAACUGAGAUCCUUUGAUACAAGAAAUGAGAACAAGAAUAGUUCUAAUACAGGCAGUCAUCAUGGCCCUUCAUUACAAGGAGCAAACUCGAAAGAAUCAUCAAAUAUAAAUGGACUAUCAGACGCUGGAUUUCAACUAAGCCCAACUGUAGAUGGAAUCAUAAUUUCUCCGACCCCUAGCAAGGAUAAGAGUCUCGAAUGUGACAGGAUCCAGAGUCUUAAGAACUACAUCAACAUGAGGUUCAUCAGAGGCGAUUUCAAGGAUAUACAGUGCAAUGAUAUUAGCAUCGAGAGCAACUGUAAACAGAAACAAAUUGCUGACUCUGACUUUUAUCCUAGCGCAGAAGUUGUCUGUACAAGAGACAACAUGAAGUCAUUAAGUACUACGACAACUGCUAAUAGAUGAGAUAAGGAGAAUAGUGGCCGACUUUCUAAUAUUAACGGUCUCGUUUCUCAUACUUGUUUAUCAAAACUUAAUACUGAAGAAAAGGAAAAUAUAGGAAAAGAUGAAACCUUCUCUCCACCGCUAGCCAGACAAUUAUUCACAAAACACGGACUCUUUGAAAUAGAAGAGUUAGAGGACGAUAAGCAAGGAGAAAUAAAUCUUCAGAACUUUGAUUGGCUCGAAGAGGAGGAAAAGGAAGAAAAGAAAUUCCCUUCUCUACAAAAGAUCACUGAAGCACCAGAUUCUCACUCCAGUAGUUCUCCAAGUAGGGUUAAAGAAAUAUCCAAAGAACAGAUUAAGAAAAAUAAGGAGAAUCUAUGUCAAGUAAAUCAGCAAAGUCUUAAAAUUGGUGAUAAUAAAGAUCAGCAAUUGAAACAGAAGCCUUCAAUAAAGCUAAAAAUAAGGCUCUCUAAUGAUAAAAUACCUGUCGAGCUGCAAAAACUUAAUGAAGAUUUAGAGAUCUCAGUUGAACUAACUACUGAAUCUCAAGAUCUUGAGCAAGACUCUACUAAAAUCAAUGAGAUUUCCCAAAAAGUGUUUGAAAGCUUAAGGAACCAUUUUGAAAUUCCAAAAGAGAAAUCUAAACUUAAAGUAUCACAUAGCAGUAAGAAUAUUGUCAAAGAGAAACCUAAAGUAGUUUCAAAGAACAGAAGGCACUCAAAGACAAGAAGAACAGAGAUUAUUCUUGAAGAUAGACCUCUUAAAAGAAAGGAGAAUCCUCCAAAGAAAGUGAUAAAGCAUGAGAAGCACGAGAAGAAAUGCAAAGUUCUCAAAGAAUCAAAAACCACCAUUUCUGAAAAGAAUAGAGAUGAUUCGAACAACUCUAAAUGUGAGGCCAGGAUCAACGUCAGGACUCGCCAGAAGGAAUACAUGACCAGGCUCUCUGGUAGAAGGAAAACCAAGAGCAAGAGAACCCCUUUAGCUGAGAUAAAGAAAUUAAGCUUGCAUAAAAAUGGCAAGAGCAAGCAGAUUAUUAACUCUCCAGAAUGUGAGUAUAUCAAAGGUCAUGCUAAAAAGUGGUCUAAACUGAACAGACAGAAGAAAAUUGACCAAAAUGCAGGAAAAGCUAUUAAACCUCGUCAACCAGAAUCUGAAUCACAGCAGAGGACUAAAAGAUGUACUAUAAACUCUUUUUCACAAGUGAAUCAUAAAGUGUCUUUGGAUAUUCCUAUUCUUAACCCUCCUGAAUUCUCUACUAAGAAAUUUGAUCUGACCUCAAACUCUACAGAAGUAUUUCUGAUAGACUCUCAUUGAAUCGAGGAUAAGGAAAAUCAGUUUGUAAACUUCUCCAUGAGCAAGACAAAUCCAGUGGUUACAAAGAAGAACUUUACAGACACUCAUGAAAGUACAGUUAAGAACGAGUCUCUGUUCAAAAGCCAAGAUAUGAAAAAUAAGAUUCAUUUACCUCGAAAAACAAUUUCUCGGCAAGAAAAUCAUGCAUCAGUGAAGGAUCUUAUAUCUGGCCACAAGAGGUCUAAAGCACUGCAAUCCUCCCUCUCACCAACAGAGUUUACUCAGACUCCAAAUAUUCUAAAGAAAAAUGUUAAGAAGAAACUAUGCAAAAGACGGUUAAUGAAGUCAAGCUCUAAUUUUGAAUGACUAAACCACUUUAAGAAGAAGAAAAUGGAAGCCUCAGCUGAGCUCAACAAGUUGAAGUACCCUAAGAAGAGGAAGAAUAGCAGCAAACAUGACAGACAUUCAGCAAUUCAUGUAAAUAAAACUAGAAGUAAAUAAGAUUAAGACCUCGAGAAAAGCAGUCAAGAACCUCCUUGGUUCGAAUGACCUUAGAAGAAAGAUGAUGUCUCCUUUGGGUAAGAGAGAUGAGUAUCCACAUCAUAAAUUGGUUGGGAAGGACACUAUUUCUUCAAAAGAUAUGUUCUUCCACAAAACUGUUUCUACUUUGAAGCUAAACCCCAAUACAAAUGACAAGUUAGACUGCCUUGUUAGUAUUCAGGAGGCAUCUAAGUUACUGAUGAAGGGAUCUAAAAUUUUCAACAAAGAAAGAAAUGUUGCAAGCAAAUACUCCAGAGACCUCAAAAGCUUCCUAAAACAUACGAGGAAAAAGGUCAGAAAGGUACCAAGAAAUGUCUCAAAGACCUCUAAUUCUUCAGUAAACCAUCUCUAGUGGUAUAAUCUAAUGAAACCAAUAAAAAUGAACUAACUAUUAAUU
Moneuplotes crassus is the source of this 2747-nucleotide messenger RNA. Lineage: Eukaryota; Ciliophora; Spirotrichea; Euplotida; Euplotidae. The record is from the annotation of a GenBank genome assembly.